CACGUCUGGUUAGUUUGGUUGGGCUGACUUUUACUGCUUCAUUUCAUUUACAACAACCAACCCCAGCGGAAAGGCUUGGCUUUGGUUUUAGUGCAAGUCUCAUUUCAAAAGUUACGUCGUCCUCGAGUGUAUGUAAUAUCCUUCAGAAGCUACUACUCACCCAUUCUCGUUAAAGUUGUUAAACAUCUUAUUAUUAUUAUUAUUCGCCGUGUUUUAUACGCGAUUGUUGGUUUUAGCCAAGAAAAUAACGAGAGAGAAGGGAGCAAAAUUAACUGUAGGUACAUACGUACAUAUUUACAUGGAUUGCAUAGUUUGGUUUCGUGUUUGUACCACUUUGCAAACUUCGACUUCCACUUCUUCUUGUUGACUAAUGGAGUGGAGAGGGUAAGAAUAAAGGAGGGUAGAUUUGUCAGCGUCCAAGAAUUACGGUGACUCAUGCAACCUUUUGCAUUUUUGCACAUCCCAAAAUUUAAUGGCAUAUCAUAGAAGACGAACAAAGGUGUGUGCUGUGUGUUUGGUUGCUGUUGUCGGUUUCUGAACUUAACUUACAGUGUUGUUUAUUGGAGAAGGUUGGAAAGUCAAGGAAUAACUUUUGUGUGUGUGUGUGAAACCUAAAUUCUCAUCUUCGGUGAACCACUUUUACAUUCGUCGAAGCCAGUCAAUAACUGGAGGGUGGUUGGUUUUGUGGUGUAACAAAGAGUGAAAAUAAGUGCUUUGUUUCUUAAGGAUACUACAGAUUGAGAUUUCGGUCAAGCCUCGUCUCCUUUGGAACUAAUUGCACUUGACAUCAUCGCGUGGUUUGAUCUUUAAUGCCAGUCUGCAGGACGCCGCACACAUUUCCGCCUGACAUUGACAAACUUUAUGCAUUGUGAUAAGUGUGUUGUGGUUCAACUCUUUGAAGGCUAUUUUGUGCCAUUUGUUGCACAAUAAUUGUCAAGUCGAAGCUGAUUUUUUGUACUCUCAUACAUGUUCUAAAGGAAUUCUCCUGCCACUCUCUCCCAUGUAGCAAAUCGAGCUGUCAAUUACACGAAAAGUUUUAACAUUCUCUCCUCCUCUCGGAAGGAUCGCGUUUCGUUAGGUGCAAAAAAUUGAUGCAUUUCCCAAUUCGUAGAAGAAAGGGAUCCAUCACAACAACAACAACAAUACAACGAAGGAAGGAAAUAGAUACAUAACAGAACCUGCUGCCUGGCUGGAUGAGAUCAACUCUCCUUUCACAUCAGUGCUAAAUGAAUUACUCCAUAUUUGGCUGAUAAUGCAAUACAUCAUAAUCAUACUUGCAUAUGUACAUCGGCCAUAAAUGAUAAGCCUUUGUAUUACUCACCCCCUUGAAUAGAGAAGAAAAAGGACGGACGUGCAUAAAUAUACGCGAAUUGUAUGCAUUGCUGACAUCAUACUACGCAGAGUGGGAUGCUUUCUAUGUGUUUAAUGAGAAUUGCAAGAUAACCAAAUGUGUGUACUACAUACACAUUUACCAUCCACCAAGUGCACAUUGAGGAUUGAACUGAAUUGAACUUUUACAUUGAUUUGAUUGGUUAAAUAUACCGUGAUUAAAAUGAGCGUCAAAAGUCGCAUAUUGCAAUUUCAACAGAACACUUCACCCACUACGACGACGACGACGGGUGGAAAUAGCAGUCCCAGUAUCACCACUGCGAAUAAUAACUUUGCCAAUUUAGUCAGCAUCAACGGCCCGACAAGUAAUAAUAAUAACGCCGUCAUUAAACAUGCCAACAUCGCUACAACAGUGGUGACUAAUCGAAACAUUGAAUCAAAUAUAAACAAUUCUUCGCAUUCCAUAAAAUCGCAGAGUAAUAAACCGUCUCACUUUCCAACGCUUCCUCCCAUCACGCCCCCAAAUAGAGUGACCACCACCAGUACAAUCAGCAAUAUUAAAGUUUUUAAUAAUAAUAAUACUUCUUCCUCUUCCUCGUCUAAUAACAAUAUUCCACGAUUACAUACAAAUAAUCAUAAUAAUAUUAACCACCACCAGCAUCACCAACAUCACGAUUAUCAACACCACAAAAUAAGCGAUUUAAGGAAAAUUGAUCCAGUUCUUAAUGGGAAAGUGAAUACAUUCUAUGGUAUCGGGGUCGAUGUUAGUGUCCACUCGAACGGAAAGACUGACCAAAUAAUUAGUGGUAAUAUUAACAACAGUGUGAGUGAAUCCCCCACAAAUCCACCAGUUAAUAGAGCAAAUAAGCCCAUACUGGCACAGAAAAAGGCGAGCAUGUCCAUCAAUUUGUCCUCAAGUGCUGGUGGUAGUCAACCACAACAGCACCAUCAGAAUGGACAAUAUGACAAUGGUGAAAAGUUAAAAGUUGGGCGAAGUCCGACCAGAACUUUGUCUGGAGGAAGUCAAUCAUCUGCAAUUCCAAAGCUUAAUUUUGCAGCGAAUUCGACAACUUCGAAUGGGACUCACACGAAUGGAUCGACCACUCUGAGUAACGGGGUCGUGAUGAGAAAGUCGCCCGGAAGCAGGAACGCGUCUCCUGCCACCACACCCACCAGGAAUUUUAAUACUAGUGUUGGUUUCUCGUCGUCAUCGCCAUCCUACACACUAACGUCUCCAACGAGUAGUAAUAGUUCGAGCAGACUUUAUGGAACGAUGGGAUGGAAAGAGAAGUAUGAGGAAAGUGAGAAAAAACGAAACCAUUUGGUCAACUUGGCUCAAAAAGCGACCCGUGAUUAUGAAGAGCUACGCAGGAGAUUUCAUGACGUUUAUGCAGACAACGAGAAACUGUCGAGAAGAUUGGAUGGGGCCACUACACAGUUGGACAGUUUGAGAAAAGCAUCGGAAGCCGUUUAUGACGAUUAUUACAAAUUAAAGAAGCGAUAUGAAGCGGAAAAUCGAGAAAAAUCCGACGCUCUUACCAGGGUUGAUCAGUAUAAUAAAGAGAAUCGACGCCUAAAGAGACAAAGUGCAGCUAUGAUGAUGCAGAUAAGUGAUCCAACCACCUUGCUCGAAGCCGUGUCUGAGACUGAUAGUGCAGAAAAUGAUAAGGAAAUCUUAUACUUGAGAAACAGAGUGCAAGAGCUGGAAAACAAAAUCGUGGACUUGGACAGUGAAUUGGAAAAGGCAAAACUUGCAGAGUUCGAAACGCAAGAAUCCGUCAUGCUUAUCAACGACUCGGUCAACUCUGUCAAGAGUGACAACAGCAAACUGAAAGAGCAGCUAAAACAGUUGGAUGAAGAAAACCGCAAAAUCAGCAGCAAUCUGGAGGACAUCUCUUUCGAGUACGAUAGUCUCAAAGGGAAAUAUUCCAUCAACGAGGAAAAGUUGAUUUUGGCUGAAACAGAGUUGAAAAAGAUUUUGAAUGAGAAAAACAUUCUACAACGUCAGAGCUUGGUGUUCAUGAACGACGCAAUGGACAAUCGAUUGAUGGAUGCGCUUAAUCAAAUUGGCGAUUUGCAAACGACCAUGGAAGAACAACGAAAUCGGUUUGAAGCUCAAUUAGGAGAAAUUCAGAAUCAAUUAGCAGACCGAGAGUCACAAAUGGAGUCGAUGGAAAUUGAAACAGCGUCAAAAAUCCGGAGUUUCGAAGACCAAGUGAAAACCUUGCGAAGACGGGCGGAAGACGCGGAACAAAAGUUGGAAGACAUCCCGAACCAUCAAGGUUCUCCGGAGCGUAGUCUCUUGGGAACACCCCCACCACCUCCUCCUCCUCUCCCUCCCCCCAUGCCUGUCAUGGGAGGUCCACCACCACCCCCUCUGCCCCCAUCACUCUCCUCCGGAAUUACGAACGGCUCCUCAACUUCACUGAACAAUUCUCUCAAGAAUGCGAUGGGAACUUUGAGGAGAACAGGGGGAAGUAAUUCUAACAACAGCAAUGGUGGAUCGGGAAGUGAUACUCCGCCGAAUGGAGUAUCUGGCUCGCCCCAGAUUGACGAUGUAAUUUCCCAACUCAAGAAGGGGAUCAAAUUGAGACCAAUGGAUAAGACGUUGUCAAGAAAGCCGACCGAGCUUCCUCAAGAAAAACAGGAGGAUACUGCAGUUGAGGAAAUGCGAUCCAUUCUGAAUAAUCUGAGAAGAACUAGACGCGUGUAAUUAUUAGCAUUAUUUAGUUAAAUAAGUCUACGAAGUAUUAUGGUUUGCUUAACUUUCGAAAAUUAUAUUGACCAUGUAGUAGCAGUUCGGAAUGUGAUUUAUUCACUACUAUAAAUAGUGUGUAUAAUCGUGUAUAUGUAUAAUUAUGUAUGUACCCUGACAAAACUAAUCAGUCUUUCAAAGGCAAAAUCGCCAUAUUUUAUCUGCCUAAACGUUUGACUACUUUUAAAUAUUUUAUACUCCUGAAAAAUCGAUAAUAAAAUUGGGAUUUUGUAAUUAAGUA
Messenger RNA from Folsomia candida, 4325 nucleotides. Its product is annotated as shootin-1. The record is from RefSeq and is a predicted model, not a curated record. Bases 1553 to 4042 code for a protein of 829 amino acids. Lineage: Eukaryota; Metazoa; Arthropoda; Collembola; Entomobryomorpha; Isotomidae. The transcript has 9 exons.